Messenger RNA from Trichoderma harzianum CBS 226.95, 1866 nucleotides. RefSeq lists its product as hypothetical. Gene Ontology annotation, biological process: mitochondrial lysyl-tRNA aminoacylation. Gene Ontology annotation, molecular function: lysine-tRNA ligase activity; tRNA binding; ATP binding. The record is from RefSeq and is a predicted model, not a curated record. NCBI's taxonomy places the organism in Eukaryota, Fungi, Ascomycota, Sordariomycetes, Hypocreales, Hypocreaceae. Gene Ontology annotation, cellular component: cytoplasm; mitochondrion. The transcript has 2 exons. Bases 1 to 1866 code for a protein of 621 amino acids.
AUGAGGUCCGCCAGUUGCAUGAGACUGGCCCGCCAGUCUGCUGCGUUGAAUAGUAGCUCAAGGUCUUGUGGCCCUAGAGCUACACUUGUUAGUGCACCAUGGAGAUGGGCUCUCAGCAGACAACCAACCCGAGCUCUGUCCGCCAAGCCUGGUAUUCGGAUUAACGAGUCUUCGAGGUUUGUCAAGGAGGAGCAGGAGGAGCAUGACGUUGUCUCGCCAUUCAAGAGACAUCGCCAGAAGGAGCUGCAAGAGGACCAAAAGAGCGAAAAUCCGCUAUACCCCGAGGCUUAUCCUCGAUUAGAAUCGUCUUCCAUUAGGAAGAGCGUCCCUGAGUUCUUGCAGGCGUCUCAACAUGAGCUUUCGAACGAGCCUGUCACUUUGUCUGGGCGGAUUCGGUCGAAGCGUGUUGUGGGAAGCUCGCUCAUCUUCCUCGACAUUACCAACGAAUUCCAAAAAGUUCAGAUCAUGAUCAACAAGAGCAAAGUUGCUUCAGAGGAAGAGUCGCGUGUUCAUAAAUUCCGCCUUCUUAAAAACUUGAUUCAAGUUGGAGACCAUAUAUCGGCCACUGGUGUUGCCACUCGUACAAACACGGGACAGCUCUCGCUAGAGGCUCGAGAGUUGCCUGAGCUGCUGUCCCCAUCCAUGGAGCAAGUCCCUGAGAAGCUCACGGAUCCCAAGACCAAAAUGCAAGAGCGCCAUGUCGAUAUGUUGGUGAAUCGUGAUGUCGUCGACAUCCUGAGGCUGCGUGCCGAGAUCAUGAAGCAGAUCCGGGAUCACUUCCACUCCAAACGAUUCCUUGAAUUCCAAACACCAAUUCUUGCUGAGAACGCCGGCGGUGCGGUCGCCCGGCCGUUUGUGACCCGAGCUACAGAAUUCCGAGGCAAAGAUCUUGCGCUCAGGAUCGCGCCCGAGUUAUGGUUGAAGCGCCUUGUCGUCGGAGGCGUAGACAAGGUCUUUGAGAUGGGACCUGCCUUCCGAAACGAAGGCGUCGAUGCCACUCACAAUCCCGAGUUCACAAUGUGUGAAUUCUACAGUGCAUAUACCAAUUUACCUGAUCUCAUCAAGGAGACAGAAGAGUUGAUAUAUAGCCUUGCAAAGCACUCUCAAGAGCUGAUAUCAACACAGCUUACUACUCUGCCACCUAUCGAUCUCAGCAAGUUUACUAGGCCCUUCAAGCAAGUGGAAUUUAUCCCUGCUCUAGAGGAAGCCAUUGGGAUUCGCUUCCCGAAGCUUACUGCGGAAGAUGGCGCCCUUCCCGAGCUCCUCGCAAUCCUGAAGCUCUCAGGGAUUGAGAUUCCCGGCGAGGUGCCCACGUCUCUACCAAAGCUCCUUGAUCGACUCGCCGCGACGUAUCUGGAGCCCAUGUCCUUUACGGAGCCUAUCCUGAUCACGCACCAUCCUGCCUGCAUGUCGCCCCUUGCAAAGAGCUUCCUUUGCCCAAAGACAUAUCAACUGGUGUCUGCACGUGCAGAGCUCUUCAUCGGCGGCCGAGAGCUCGCCAACAUGUACGAAGAGGAGAACAACCCGGAGGAGCAGAAACGAAAACUUGCCGUCCACCGCAGCCUCGUCAACAAACCUGACGGCACUGUAGGAUUCGCAGAGCCGGCGGCUUUGGACAGUGACGCCGCCGAUGCCAACGCAGAGAUUGUUGAAGUUGAAGAGGAUGAGUGGGAAGCCUCCCCGCUUGACCAAAGUUAUGUAAAGGCCCUCGACUAUGGCCUUCCCCCCACUGGUGGUUGGGGAUGCGGCGUCGAGCGUCUGGUGAUGCUCUUUUCCGGCGCCAACCGCAUCAGCGACUGUUUGAGCUUCGGCACGAUACGGAAUGUCGUUGGGCUGUCAGCUGAUGAGAAGGGUAAUGAGAAAUAG